Messenger RNA from Diaporthe amygdali, 2244 nucleotides. RefSeq lists its product as uncharacterized. NCBI's taxonomy places the organism in Eukaryota, Fungi, Ascomycota, Sordariomycetes, Diaporthales, Diaporthaceae. The transcript has 3 exons. Gene Ontology annotation, biological process: double-strand break repair; regulation of DNA-templated transcription. Gene Ontology annotation, cellular component: Ino80 complex. The coding region runs from base 1 to 2244 and encodes 747 amino acids. The record is from RefSeq and is a predicted model, not a curated record.
AUGGUUGGAAAAGUCAGCGAGCGCGUCCUCGCGCGGGAGGGUCUCGAGCGAACCGACAAUGGCAUGAAGCAGAGCAGCUGGCCGGAUGUCGUCCCCAUCAAUCAAAAGAACUACUACACCGAGUAUAUGAAGCGUGACACACAAAUCCUACCACUGCGACUUCAAUUCGAUGCGAAUCUGGACAGAAUUGCGCAAAAUGCCAAGGACAGAGAUCGCGAGCGCGCGUUGAAUCCCAAGGGGGAGGUUCCGCUGGGGUUGCCUGAAGAGGACGAAUAUGAAGCCCAGGCCGAAGACGGCAGUGUACCCGGCAAGAAUGCCUCGGAUCCCUCACGAAUCAUCAUCAUCCACCCUGGCAGUCAAAAUCUCCGGAUAGGCUUUGCAAGCGACGCAUUACCCAAGACGAUACCCAUGACGCUGGCAACACGGUUUCCCCAGACCGAGGCCGAGCAGUACGAGGCGCUCCCCCGGCGACAAUUCGAGGCCAAGACUACCGACGAGCAGUAUGGAGAGGAAUGGUCAAAGAAGUACAACAAGAUGUGCAGCGACUUGAAGAUCGAUAUGCGCGCGAACAAGCGAAAAGUCCUGCCAAACUCUAAAGAGCUGGUGGUUAAUUACAACCGGCGGGCCGACCCCGAGGUCAUUCCUGUUCACAAUGAUCCUUUGCAGGUCGAGUGGACUGAUGUCAAGUCAUUGGAGGAUCCCAAUUCCGUGGCAUCUUGCUUCAUUGGUAACGAAGCCCUAAGGGUCCCUGAUGAUUCCAACCCAAAGUUCAAGUUAUGGUGGCCAUUACAACAGGGUUGGCUGAACGAGGACGACUACACCGCGGCAGAGCACUUGUACGACGAUUUUGAAACUCUCCUUGAUAAGGCGAUCCGACAAGAGCUUGGCUUGACAAAAAACAGCUCCUGGAAACACUACAGUUGCGUCUUUAUUAUCCCCGACUUAUACGACAAGAAGUACGUCGAACAGGCACUGCGGUCGUGUAUGAACUGGUUCGAAUUCUCAAAGACAUGUUUCAUACAAGAGAGCAUGGCAGCAACAUUCGGGGCUGGUUACACACAGGCAUGUGUCGUUGAUGUUGGCGCGCAGAAGACCUCGAUCACCUGUGUCGAAGACGGGCUUUGUAUCGAGGACUCGCGUGUCAACUUGAAGUAUGGCGGAUAUGAUGUGACGGAGACGUUCAUCAAGAUGAUGCUCUACGACAACUUUCCUUAUGCAGAUAUCAACCUCCGAAGGCGUUACGACUUCUUGCUGGCAGAGGAACUGAAGAUCAAGCACUGCACCAUGACCCAAGCGGAUAUCUCUGUGCAACUCUUCCAAUUUCACCUGCGCGCUCCCAACCAGCCAACCCGCAAGUAUCAGUUCAAGACAUACGAUGAGGUAAUCCUGGCACCCAUGGGUUUCUACGACCCAGAAAUGUUUGACAAUUCGACGAAGCUUCGUGGACGAAGGAAACUCAUCGACCGCUCCUACAACGCCUAUGAUGUGGAAGUGCCAGAUGAUCCUUUCUCGGCAGCACAGCUGGCUAUUCUGUCUUUGAACAAGCCUUCAAUAAACCAAUUACCGAGUGCUGCCCCUCCAGGAGCGGAAUUCUCCACGCCGAUGAAGGAGAAGCCCAAUCCAUUCAACCACCUCACUCGCGAUGGGACCCCGCAGGCUUCCAACGCCCCUUCACCAGCACCCGAGGGUGCAAGCACGCCCGUUCCUCCUCCGUUUGUGUUCGGCAAGGACAACACCAACGGGAACGGUAGCCCAUCGCGGAAUGGCGGCACACCAGUGCCCCAGACCAACGGCGCCUCUGCUCAGAACAAUGUCUCCCAGCCUCCACCCGGCAUAUUCGUAGAGCGAGAGGAGAACCCGCUCAAGAAAAUGGCCGAGGAGCGGGACGAAGUGCUGCCGGUCGUCCCACUUGACAUUGCCAUCCUGACCUCGAUCCAGAACGCGGGCAAGACGGACGACAAGAAGGUCCGCGACCUCCUGGGCUCGAUCAUGGUUAUCGGCGGCGGCGCCAAGGUCCCGCACUUCACCACCUACCUCGAGGAAAAGCUUCGCGCCCGGCGGCCGGAUAUCGCCGACAGGAUCUUGGUGUCGCGCAGCGCGAGAGACAUGGACGAGCAGGUGGUGGUGUGGAAGGGCGGCAGCGUCUUCGGCAAACUGUCGAUGAACGACUCGUGGAUCACGCCAUUCGAGUAUGAGAGGCUCGGCCCGAGGGUGCUGCACCACAAGGUCCUCUGGGCUUGGUAG